AUGGUGAGGGAGGCGCACGAGCUUCUGGACGGCAGCAGACCCAUCCCCAUCGAUAAAAUCACGUACGAGCUGUCCCAGAACAUCAUCCUGGCAUUUGACAGCAACGAACUGGCCUCCAGCAAAGACACGCAGAUAGAAGUGGAGACAAGAAUAGGCCUCGUAAUCGACAAAAAUAAAAACAGGAUAAGAUUGCCAAGCAAUACAGAUGCCAUCGUAGAAAGCAAUUACUCAGAUUUCUCCUCAGGGACCGAUAAACAUUCCUUUGAGUAUCUGCUAAGUUAUUUACACUCGCUGGGGGGGAAGACAAGGAAGAGAUGGGGUGCCAGCUACGGACCAUUUAGUAGCAGGGUGGAUAACACAAAAAUGGGAAAGGAGGACAGAGGGGGAGAAUUAAAUGACUUUGCCGAUGGGAAGGUAGAAAAUGGGAAGGGAAAUCUCCCCCCUGGACAGGAAGAAGAGCAAACUCUUGAAAGGGAAAACUAUAUAUAUGAAUUUUUCUCAACAAAGAAGGUCAGAAGUGUAGAUAAAUAUUACAUCCUUCCGAGUGAUAACUCUCGAGUUCGCGUCACAACUUAUUUGAAUGACGAGUCGGGUGGAGAGAACGAAAGCCUGGCGAAGUCGCUAUGCAAAAGGAAUUUAAACACCUGGAAUAUCUACAUGGGGAAUAAUAAGGAGUACUUUGACGAGAUGGACGAAGAGGAGGAUGAAGAGGACGAGGAGGACACCAAAGGGAAGAACAAAAAGAAGACUGACUAUGGGGGGAGUGGAAGCGUAGGUAGAAGCGGAAGUGGAGGCGGACAUGCGCGAUCAGGUGACGACUCGGUAGACUAUCGAAUAGCAAUUAACCUUGAGCAGACCAAACGAAUAAGCAAAUUAUUUCUGUCCAAAAUUUCGCCUGUACACGAAAGGGUAAAGGAAAGGACAUCCUUCAUAAAUAAAUUUUUGGGCAUUCAACUGGACUUGACCAAAAUUAAGACCAAGGAUGAUGGCGAACUGUACGAAAUUGAAAUUGAAAUUCUCUCCAAAAGCAUUUUAAAAGCUAUGUCCAAUUUACGAAACAAAAAUGAUUCAAAUUAUUUGCUUUUUAUUUGUUCCAAUUUGAUAAAUAAUGCGCGCGGGAUAUGUAGGGAGCUAUGCCAUUUUAGGAAGAGGAAAACUUUGGGGAAAGAGCCCGGCUUGGAUGGUGGGGGUGACAACGGUGUGCAAAGCAGUUAUGUACACUCAUCGAGGGAAAAAAGGAAAUUUGAAAAAUAUGUGCACUCGGUGACCCCUAUCAUUGGAGAUUACAUGUACAGGGUUGUUGCCAAAAAUGAAGAAAAAAUUCACGCCCUGCUGCGCGAGGAGAGCGUGUCCAACAAGCGAAAAAUCGAGGCUUUGCAGAAAAUUAUCGACAUUCGACGCCACAAUAAGAAGUCAGUGAAGAAGAUCAGCGAGACCUAUGCAGAGAAUCGCUGGAGGGUUGUGCGCACCGAAGGGGCGCUGGGCGAGGUUGUCUUGGUCAGCGAGGAUAGCGACGGGAGCGACGAAACGGAGGAACCGGGCGAAAUGGGCCAACUUGGCGAUGUCGACGACUCGGAUGAGCGCGGCGCGGAGAAUGUGGAGCCCACAGGAUUCAACUUCGACAACAGCAGCGCGAGUGGCAGCGAAGGGGAGGGAGACAAAGGCGAAAAGGGCAACUCACAGCGCGAUAGCAAUAAGUAUAAGAAUUUCUACAGCGAUACGUGA
Molecule: messenger RNA, 1725 nt
Organism: Plasmodium inui San Antonio 1
Lineage: Eukaryota; Apicomplexa; Aconoidasida; Haemosporida; Plasmodiidae
Exons: 1
Coding region: 1-1725 (574 amino acids)
Molecular function (GO): polynucleotide 5'-phosphatase activity
Source: RefSeq, a predicted model, not a curated record